Molecule: messenger RNA, 1105 nt
Organism: Xenopus laevis (African clawed frog)
Lineage: Eukaryota; Metazoa; Chordata; Amphibia; Anura; Pipidae
Product: olfactory receptor 51I2
Exons: 1
Coding region: 3-980 (325 amino acids)
Source: RefSeq, a predicted model, not a curated record
CUAUGAUGCAAAAUUCCACAGAUCCACAUCCGGCAUAUUUCACCCUUGGAUACGGACAGCUCACAUCUAUACGAUACUUCUACUGUUUAUUGGUGUUGGUGGGAUUCUUGCUGAACGCUGUGUCCAAUAGUGUGAUUAUCCAUGCUGUGAUGAUACACAAAACAUUACACGAACCACUUUAUAUAUUUAUUAGCGCUUUGAGUUUCAAUGGAAUAUUGGAAAGUAUGUCCUUUUACCCCAGUAUUUUGGCCGCCUUGGUCUACAAAGUCCAGACAAUCUCCUACUCAUUUUGCUUGCUGCAAGCAUUUCUAUUUCUUCUUUAUGGAUGCUUUGAGAUGAUGACACUAUCAGCCAUGGCGUUUGACCGUUAUGUGUGCAUCUGUAACCCUCUGAGAUACAACAACAUCAUGUCCCUCUCAACUGUGUACAAAAUAAUUGGGGGAAGCUGGACUUAUUCCAAUGUAGCCUUUACUAUUCACAUGCUAUUGACCUACAGGCUCCCUUUGUGUGGAGCAGAAAUAUUAAAGAUCUACUGUGACAACUGGUCAAUAGUGAGACUUUCUUGCAUUGAUACCACCAGCAACAAUGUCUUUGGACUUUUUAAUCUUUCUAUAUUUGUAUUUUUGGCCCUAGCAUUAAUAAUGUUCUCCUAUAUUGAGAUUCUCAGGGUUUGUGCAAGAUCUUCACAAGCUGUCAUUGCUAAAGCCUUGCAGACCUGCACUCCUCAGCUGAUAACCACCAUCAACUUAGCAACUGGUGCCAUUUUUGAUAUAUUGCUCUAUAGGUAUAUCCCUACAAUUGUUCCUUAUGGGUUUCGUAUCUUCAUGUCCAUGCAAUUCCUUGUGGUGUCUCCCAUUCUGAAUGCUUUUGUUUAUGGGCUAAAAAUGACAAAGUUAAGAGAAAAAAUACUUCAGUCCUUUCAUCUCAAAAGGAUUACAGGGAACACCUUAAACAUGAAGAAGUCAGGCAUUAUACAAUAGGGCGAAUAGGUAGAAACCUGGUUAAAGAAGAAGCAUGCUCCACCAGAUGCAUCUAGUUCAACAGGACAAUCCUGAUUUCACCAAUCACUCUUAUAUCUUAGAUCCACUAACCAUGAGGGACCCCU